Messenger RNA from Thunnus maccoyii (southern bluefin tuna), 10474 nucleotides. RefSeq names its product zinc finger protein 1035. Bases 964 to 9744 code for a protein of 2926 amino acids. Gene Ontology annotation, cellular component: nucleus. The record is from RefSeq and is a predicted model, not a curated record. Gene Ontology annotation, biological process: regulation of transcription by RNA polymerase II. Gene Ontology annotation, molecular function: DNA-binding transcription factor activity, RNA polymerase II-specific; RNA polymerase II transcription regulatory region sequence-specific DNA binding. Lineage: Eukaryota; Metazoa; Chordata; Actinopteri; Scombriformes; Scombridae. The transcript has 5 exons.
CACACAAAAUGGUUGUAUGCAACGUAUUAACCCUUUUAAGGCCAGACGGAGUACACACAGUCUGGCAGACAAGAAGGCAGGUCAGACUGCCCCAGAAGAUCCUACCCUUGCAACAUCAGCAGAGUGGUAUUGAAACAGCACAUGAGGGCACUGAAGCCCCACUGAGGACUUCACUGGUCGGCGCAGUGACUGUCAGUAUAAGUAGUUCUGCUUGUCUGCCAUAGCACGUAGGGAGUGCAGGAGCAGCUGCAGCAGCAAGGAGGCAACCGUGGCGCGGUUGCCCGGAAGGAGUCGUGCUUCCGCUCCGUCAGGCUCUUGUAACGUUACGCAAAAUUUCGGGCACAUUGUCUGAAAAUGCGCAAAUAAUGGAGGCGGAUCAGAAUCUAGCAUCGUUAUCAGAAGCACGGCGACCUGUGUAGCCCACGUGCGGGAAACAACAAGUUUUCUUUUUGACUGAACGACCCUCAUCUACUCACAGUCCAGAAGGAAAAAAAAGGUCUCCUCACGGUAUUUCCCCGGUAAAGACAGAAGCCAUCGGCAAGGAGGACAACCGCUUUCUCCGUGGACUGGCAAAGAAAGUCGCGAUGUAAUGUCUUUAAACCAACUCUGAUCAGCGAUUAUUAUAACACAGAUCAUAUAGCCGAUAAGCCAUGAAGGAAAUCUGGCGGAGAAGCACACAGCAGUAACACGGAGCACUGAUCUGCGCACCCCUUUCCUUAACAGCGGUGUGCUUUCACCCGUCCCUAAAAGCCCUGAGAGGGCUGAGAUUGACACUACAAUGAGAAUUGCUGGUCCACCUUGAAGGCAGCCAGGAUUGAUGUCUGUCAAGAUUUAGAUGCCAACGGACAUUUCCACACCAGGUCCGUUUGGAUGUAACACACAUCAUCCUGGAUCGUCCUUGUCCUUGUAUGUUCAAGAACAGGAUUUGGUGAAGUAAGCCCUAGCCUUGAGUCGUUGCAGAGAAUGGCUCAUGGAUGGGAUUCAUACUUCCAUAACCUUCCACCUCUAUCAUCGGAUCCAAGGACUUUGAGAAGGACACCAGAGUCAGAAGGAAGUCUUUCCCAGCAUAUAGAGAACUUCAUUGGACAUCAUGACUUUUCUAACACAACAGCUUCACAAGAAGCCCCUGCAACAAACUCAAACUUCAACACGAACUAUUACUCAAAUCCCAGUACUGGAAAUUCCAGUUCAGACUGUGUUUAUCAAAGAUACUACAAGGAAACACCAUGGCAAGCUGAUGGAGAACAAAUGGUAAAAGAUUACUUGCCGAGAUGUGGAAACAGUGAUAUCUCAGAUUUUGCAACAGAUGGAUUAUCAUCAUCGGGAACUUUUCCAUCAUCUUUUGCAACAGAUUUACAAGGACUAAAGCAAGACUGUGGAAUACUAACUACAUCAUUUCUUGAGAGCUACUCAGAUGUCAGCAGUUGCUCAGAUGCAGAUGCCAGUGAAACAAGGCCCUCUUGUAAAUACAUGAAAAGUAAUCCAGUUUCAAAGCCUAAAACUGAUAUUACUACAAAACACAGCUCAUCAGAAUGGCUUUUUAAUAAUACUGGAAAUGUGACAUUUCCGACUGAGCCAAAUGUAAUUUUGCCAGAUUCAUCAAAUGUGAAGGCAAGAGAAAACAUAGUUGAAUGUGCAAAGGACGAGAUGAAAAGUCCAGUGAAAGCUGUCAAAUCUUGCAUAGGACAUGAUCAGUCUUCCACCACUUCUAACAUGGUGCCAACCAUAGAGAGUGAGACUGUAGUGGCGAGUAAUGAUUCUCAAGAUCAGGAACAUAAAGAGGAUGUGGAGAGAGAUCUCACUCAAGGAAAAUACUCAGACAUUUCAAUAAGUUGCCAUGAAAACUUGACUUGUGAUGGUAUAGAGGAGCAUCCAGAUGAUAAUGAGGGGCAGACUACUGUUACUGCUUCUACAACAUUUGACACUGAGCAAGAGCACUUAGAUGGAAAAGUCCUAAGAAAGGAAAUGAAGGAAUUAUUCAAACAAGAAAAUGAGGGUUUUGAUCAUCCCAACUCUGCAGAUCUGAGACGGGAUGAUCAGGGCAAAAGUGAGGUCCUAAAAGGGGGAAAUGAGACUUUUGAUGAGCAGAAAACUCCAAAGCCCAAUUCCACAGGGAGUCGAGACGAAAAUAUGGAAACGGAUUGUCAGGAGAAAGAAAUUCAGUCAAACACCCAUCCAUCUUCAGAUCCACUGGAUAUCAAGGUGUCAGAUUCUAAAGAUGCUACUUGUGAACUGAGUGAAAACACAAGUACGUUGGAGAGCAAUAGUCAAGAUGUUGGAUCUUGUUUGCAGUCAUCUGAACAUCAGUCUUUGGAAACGUUAGCUCAGAAUAAUAGUUAUAGUAGCCCUACUGUGAUGAACGAUGGUCAUUUCAGCAACGCUAAUGACAAGAAUGAGAAAAGUGUUGCUAGUCAUUCAGAAUCCUGUUUAAAGCCAAAUAGUCCAAGUACAAAUGUUACUCCCCAUCUAGAAAAAGAAUGGAUAAGUGCAGCAGAGAGGACAAAUACAGAUUGUAGUGGUCCUGGUGUCACUAGUGACAAUCUUUUUAUUGAUGCUAAUGACAAGAACCAGCAAAGUGUUGCUAAUAAUGUAAAAUCCUGCUUACAGCCGGACAGUCAAGAAAAUGAAAGGACAUGUCCAGCAGGGAAGACAGACACCUCUUCUAUAGAUCCAGAUUGCAGUGGUUCUGCUGUGACUAGUGGCAGUCUUUCUAUUGUUACCAGUGACAAUAACGAGCAAAGUGCUCGGGCUGACUGCUGCUCAAGCGCAGACACAAAUCCAUGUCAAGAAAAGGAAAAGGAAUGGAUAAGUCCAGCUGAAAAUACGAACACUACUUCCUCUCCAGAUCCAGAUCAUAGUUAUCCUGCUGUGACUAGUGAUGGUCUUUCUUUGGAUACUCAUGACAAGAACAAGAAAAGUGUUGCUACUCAUUUAGAAUCCUGCUCACAGUCCAGCAGCUCAAGAAAAGAGACACUUCCUGGUCUGGAAAAGGAUUGGACAAGUCCAACAGAGAAGACCAUUACAAACUCUUCUACAGACCCAGAAUGUAGUUUGGCUAAUGCUGUAGAAUCCUGCUUACAGCCAAACACCUUAAGCACAGACAUACAUUCCUGUCUAGAAAAGAAAAAUACAGAUACAACCUCUUCUCCAAAUCAGCAACAGUCACUACAUGAAAGUCCAAUGGCCUUUAGUGGAUAUGUUGCUGAAAAUGCAAGACAGUCAUUUGAAGAGUUGGACACAUCUAAAGAAGAACAGUCAGAGCCUGGUGUACUGUAUGGUGAACCUCUUUCAAGAGAAGACUCUUCAUGUAACAGUGAUGAAGCAAAUCUUGACACAAGUCAAUGUGAAGAAAUGUCUGUGGCCAGACCUGAAAGUAAUAGCAUGAACCACUCAAAAGGACAAGCACCUCCACUAAAAUCCUCUAUACAAAUGAGGAAAUGUCUGCAGCCUGUUGUAAUAAUGAAGACCGCAGAGUCAGCAAAUGCAGUGAGUAACUCAUAUCAAUGUGCAAGUUGCCAGCACACAACCCUCAAUGUAGAUCAUCUAAUUGAACACCAUUAUGGUUUCCAUUCAAUGCACAAUUUCCAAUUUUGCAAGACUUGCAAUCUCUACCUGAUGAGUAAUGAACAAGCAGAAAAUCAUGUGUGUGGUGCAACCAAAGAAAGGCCUCAGCCUUCUUCAGAUCCUAGCUUACAGAAGAAAAGAAAACACCAUGGCCGUCACAGAUGCAUGAGGUGUGGACUCAUAUUUUCAAAGCUAGUUCAGUAUAUCAAGCAUAUGCGGACUCACACUGGCAAAACACCCUAUAAGUGUAAUGCAUGUGGAUUAUAUUUUGCACAGAAUGGUUCCCUGCAUAGACACAAGCGUGUUCCUGGUAGAUGCAAGCGCCCAAAACUUAAAAGUCCAGAUACAAAUUCUGAUGCUGCUAUUAGUGAAACCGAAACACCACCAAAAAAGGACUUGUUGCAGAAGAGACAACAUGCUAAUCUGCCUGAAUGUUACAUAAAGCUUGUUGAUAUCUCCAAAACUCAUCUAUGUAGUUUUUGUGGUAAAAGCUUCUCAACUGCAGAGAAGGCUGAAAAGCACAUCUACAACAUACACAAGGGAAGGAGUUUGACAGUUUCAUCAAGUCAGAGUACCACAAAAUUCAGUGGUGAGAAAACUGAAAAAGUAGAGAAUGAGACAACAAGUAAAUAUAAAUGUCCUCUUUGUCCACGGCUUUUCAAGUACUCCUACAACAGGGCUCGACAUUUGCGUGACUGUGUCAGAGAUGCAAUAUGUGGAGGCAAGGAUAAGAUCGGCAGUAAAUAUCGGUGUCCCUUGUGCUAUGCCACGUUCACAUUACCAUCCAACAGAUUUAGACAUAUUAAAACCUCUUGCCUCAAAGAAUGUCUUAAUCGGCUUGCAAAAGAAAAGGCAAAAUCAAGGCAAAAUGUUGGACAGAAAAAAACACAGGAAAUUGAGCAGAAAAAACAGGCAAAAGAAACUGAACCGAAAAAACAGUCAAAGGAAAAUGAACAGAAAAAGCAGUCAAAGGAAAACGAACAGAAAAUACAAGAACUCCCAACUUUAACAGCCCCUAAGACUAUACCACGUUACAAAUGCAAUCUCUGUCCAGCAGUUUUUUGUCAUGCUUCUGGAAAGUAUAGACAUAUGAAAAAACAUGAGUUGUUUAAACUCACUGGCAAAAUGUUCAGGUACAGGAAUUCAGUUUUCUCUACCAUGUCUAAGCUAACAACUUUAAGUAGUACAAAGACUGAAGAGAGUAAGGAUAACUUGAAUUCAACUGAAGCAAAGAGCAAUCUUUCCCUGAGCUGUCAUUUUUGUGGAAAAUGUUUCGGUACUUCACAGUCACUGAAGAAACAUGAGCGCAAUCACAGAGGUGAAAGACCAUACCGCUGUCUGGAAUGUGGGAAAGGAUUUAAGAAACGUGCCUAUCUGAUUGGUCAUAAAAUUGUUCAUCAGAGGAGGAUACAGUGCACAGUUUGCAGAAAGAUUCUCCCAAAUAUUGGAGAACUCAUCCAGCACAGAAACUCACAUCAUAAAAGAGGAAAGCUUCAAUGCCCAGACUGCCCAUUGCAGUUCCAGUAUCCUGCACAUCUCCUAAGACAUCUAGAUGCACACAAAAACAAAAAGAACGAGGCACCUAAUCUUGAAGAGGGACCACCAUUAAAACCACAGCAGUCAUUGGAGUCUGUGAAAGAGCAAAGUGGACCAAACCAGCUGCAGUGUUCCUUAUGCAAAGAGGUAUUUAAUGAUGCCCAAGUGCUAAGAAAACACUGUCUUACACACAUAUCUUCCUCAUGUCAGUGUCCAUUUUGCAAACAUAACUUCACUACCCGCCGCUAUUUGCUGCGCCACAUGAUCAAACAUACUGGAGACAAACCUUUUUCCUGCACUUACUGCGGAAAACAGUUUUACCGUGACUUGUACCUUAAACUUCACCAUGAGAAGUGUUUGCCUAGGCAAGUCAGACAUCUUGUCACAAUGGAAUCGGACACUAAGACAAAGAGACCAUAUCAUUGUACCUAUUGUCCACGGGCCUUUUCAAAGAAAGACCGCCUGAAAAGUCAUCACCGUGGCCACAAGUCAAACACUCUGCUCCUUUGCUCAAGAUGUGGGCAGUACUAUGGAUUUAGAAAAUUAAAUCAACAUCAGCGGAACUGUGGAGAAACAUCAGAGCCCAACAUUGUCUCAUCAUCUCCUAUUAGCGAUUUCAGUAAAAGCACUCCACAGAAAAGCCAGAAUGUCCAUAAAAUGCCUUUACAGUCCAAUGCAACCAAGAUGCUUCAGUUUAAAUGUUCUCACUGUACACAGAGGUUCAGGUUCAGAUCAUUACUCUUGAGACACCUUGUUUCACAUACUGGUGUUCAACCGUAUGCAUGUAUGCACUGUGGCCACAGAUAUAGCAGUCAGUCGAUGUGUUUGCAGCAUGAAGCUUUCUGUAAUGGUGUUUACAAAGAGGGACAGUCAAAAGUCAAAAGUGAUGCUGCAACAGAAUUGUCAAACGUGCCUAAUCUCAGAGAGGCAGCACAGAAGCCCCAAGCAGAGGGUGAAGCUGAAUAUAAGUGCAAAUUCUGCACCAAGACUUUCAUGAAAUCACGAUACCUGAGACGUCACAUUUUGACACAUAACGAGGCGAAACCAUAUCGUUGUAAAUCCUGUGACAGCUGCUUUACAAGGUAUGAUUAUCUUAAAGUGCAUCAGACCCGUUGUAAAGGGAAAAGAUCACGACUGGAAGUCUGUAUACCCAAAAUUAGUUUAGAGGAUGUUGGCAAGGGUUGGCAAAGUAAGUUUGGCAGUGAGCCUGUUGACCAGCAGGAAACUUUUGAGUGCAAUGUCUGUUCAAGGAGUUUUUCAACUCAGUCGAAACUGUCCCGACAUGUCACUAUGUUCCAUGUUGCAAAAUUAUUCAAGUGCUCUCGCUGUGGCUCAUCAUUUUCUCAUGAAAAAUCUCUGAAAAAGCAUAGGAAGAUGAAUAGGUGCAGAAAGGUCUCCAUGGAAACAAAUUCUUCUCUACCACCGGAAACGAAUCCACCACCAGAAAAUGUGACAGAACUGCUUCAUGGGAUGAGAAAUCGAGUUCUACAGAGGACCCAGCCUCGCUUUAACAAAAAGUACAAAUAUGUCUGUAGUUAUUGCCCCCGUGCUUUUGGAAGCCACUCGCAAUUAGGUGUGCACACCCGCCUGCACACAGGAGAGAAGCCAUAUGCCUGUGAUUAUUGUGGUGAGAGAUUUAUAAGGAAGGAUUAUGUGCAGCGUCAUUUCGCAAAAUGCACCAGGAAAAAAGAGCAAAAUAAAGUGCUUUGUGACAGAUGUGGUGGAUUUUUCUCUAAAGUCAAGCUUGAAGAUCACAAAAAAAGUUGCACUUUAAAAGCAAACUUGGCAAAGUCAGCAGUUUGCCAACAGGCAACCUCUCAAAGCCCACCAAAGGGCUUUUCUUGUGCAUACUGUAGUUCCCGCUUUUUGCUAUUUUCCCAGCUCCAAGAGCAUUUUUUAAAUGCACACAAGCUGGAAACAAUGGUUCCACCAGUGUCUACAGCUCCUCUGCAACACCAUCUUUCAAAUAUACCAAGCAUCAAAGAAGAGCCUUUGGAUGAGAGUUGUGAUGAGCGGCUUAGUGAUGGCGCUAAUUUAAUCUGCAAACUAGAUACAGCUCUUGAUAGUGAGGUUUCCAAACCAUUUGUCUGCCCAGAGUGCAAUAUGUCCUUUGCAAGUAAAGCUGGACUAAUUGGUCAUCUGCGUGUACAUGCGAUGGAUCAUCCUUUCAGCUGUAAAACAUGCAAGAAAGGCUUCUGGAAUAAAAGUCUUCUCCGUAAUCACAACAGGAAAUGUAGAUUUGGACAUGUCUCAGAAGAGAAUAUACCCCAGCAGUUGGAAGUCCCCUUGAAAGCAGAGAUUGAUUUUGCACUGACUGAUUCUGUUCUAGUGUUCAGCGAAGGUUCAAAAACAACUGGCACUGGGGUUUUGCAGACCAACUUCUCCUGCAAAGAUGACUACAUGGAUGAAUCCUCACAAAAUUCAGAUGGAAAUCAGGUGCAAAGCAACUCAAGUAGGGAGAAGUACCAAUGCUCAGAAUGUGAUAUGAGCUUCACAGAUGGCUUGAUGCUCAUUAGUCACCUCGAAGACCAUGGAAGAAGAGAACAAGAGAAAAAGCGCAAUACGUGUACAAAGUGUGGGCGAGUGUGCUCCAGUCAAGGAAAUCUUGAAAAGCACAUGAAGUUGCAUGGUAUUAAUAAGAAAUACUCUUGCCCUGACUGCUCCAAGAUGGUAUACACCGAAACUGAUCUCGAAAUCCACAGAACCUGUCAUGACCCAAAUAGACCGUAUGCUUGCAAACUGUGUAAUCAUAGGUUUUGGACAAGAUCAUCUUUAUGUAAUCAUUACAGUGAAGAACAUCCAAAUGAUGUAUUUACUUGUCGUUUCUGUAACAAGACUUAUUCAGUCAAAAAAUCACUAGCAAGACACUACAGAAAAUGGCAUCAAAAAGAGCAGAAGGAUCUUGAGAGUACUGUACAGGAAAAGAGCAGCACUGAACAACAAUCCAGCAGUCAAGUCAGUACAACUGGAGAAAGUGAUGAGGAUGAAAAUUAUAGAAGUGACGACAGUGACUCAGACUCUGCACCAUACUUCCCAUGCCACGUGUGUGGCAAGACAUUCCCAACAUCAGAAAGUCUGGAGGAUCAUCAGCGAUGUCACCUGGGUGAAAAACCACAUGAAUGUGCUGAAUGUGGUAAAUGUUUUUUCCAGGCAUCCCAGCUGCAGCAGCAUCAACGAAUGCACAAGUCUGAAUUUCAGUGUCAGACUUGUGGAAGGGGUUUCGUCUCUCUCUUUGCAUUGCGCAAGCAUAAACAUACUCAUGGCAAGAGCCGUCCUUAUCGUUGCUCCAAGUGUCACCUCAGCUUCACAGGACCCUCACAGUUAGCAGAACACAUGUCUACCCACCGUGAAGAGAACUUUCCAUGUGACAUAUGCAAUCGUGUGUUUCCCUCCAAGAGUAGUAGAGCUGAGCAUCGGAAAAUCCACUCUGUUUCACGUGACCGUCUCCCACCUCUAAUUUCAUCAGAAGAACAUGAAAAGACUGCUUCACUCUUUGAAAGUUCAUCAGUAUUCACCAAAGAACUUAAAUAUCGCUGUGGUGUUUGCAGUGAGCGUUUCAAAGACCCAGAGGAGCUCUCAGAACAUGGUUGCAUGGCAGCCAAAGAGCGACCAUACUCCUGUUCAGACUGCCAUAAACAUUUUCUGCAUUCAUCUCACCUGAAAAAGCACAGGACCACCCAUCAGCUACCAUGGUCUACUAGUGAAUAUCCAUGUAAUAAAUGCAACAAUAGUUUUUCCUCCUCUCAGCACUUCCUCAGUCAUCUUAAGAGUCAUGAUGGUGUUGAUCCUGCGGCAGAAGUUAAAGAUGGAGGACCAUCACAUGGUUUCAUAUGUCCCGUUUGCCACCAGUGUUUUCCCAGUGCUGCUGAACUGAUAGAUCAUUUCCCCACACACCCUGACAAUAUAUUGAAAUGCAAAAUCUGUAAAAUGACAUUUCCCUCUGGAAGCAAGCUUGAAGAACAUGAGCGCUGCCAUCUGACAUCAGGUACUGAAUUUGAAUGCACAGAGUGUGGCCAGAGCUUUUUGGGAAGUGAUGCUUUCCGCCAGCACCACUGCUCCCGUCAACAACAUGCCAUAAUGGAGACUGGAUAUUCAAAGCCAUCUGUGAAGACAUCCCCUCCAACUUGUUAUCAAGCUGCAGGAGAGGAGGAAGAAAUUGAUGUUACUGGAGAGGACUUAUACAAUUGCCCUGUUUGCUCAAUGCAAUUCUCCUCAAAAAGUGGUCUCUUGGAGCAUCAAAAUAAAUAUCACCCACAUGGGAAGCCAUUCAAAUGUGAGCUUUGUGGAAAAACCUUUGCUGUGAAGCGCUAUCUUAGAGAGCAUGAACGAAGGCAUCGCCAAAAAUUGGCUGCCCAAAACGCAGCCGAGUUGGCCGAAAACAAGUUCAAAUGUACCCAGUGCCACUCCGCGUUCAACACUGCUCAAGAACUGUCUUUGCAUAUGAGAAUGCACGCUGAGAAAGAAGUUGGACAGUACCGCUGUGAUAUGUGCUACAAGUCAUUCAGCCAUUGGUCUCUUCUGAAGCAGCAUCAAGAAAGUCAUGUCGGCCAAGUUGUAUAUGAAUGCACAGAAUGUGACAAAGCCUUUGCUUUUCCUCACCUACUGGAGGAACAUCAACUGACUCAUGCUGGGUCCUCUCAGUAAUGGUUGUUAACUACCAUCUACCUUAUGUCUCCUUUUCUGUAACUAAAGUAACUUGAAGUCCCUUUCAUGCCUUACAUCUGACUGUGUACCUCCACUUGUAAUCACAAUUUAGAUCCAAUUUGUAUUUUUGGCCCUUGUUACAGAAUUACAAAGCUCUUUGCUCAUGUCACGAUGAGCAUCUUCUCUUGAGUUUCUAUUGAGAUUGUAUAUAUUGUUAGUUCUAGUAAUGGAAUUUGUAUACAAAUAAUUAGCCACAUAGUUUCUUGACGGUGUUUAAAUUUAUGACCUCAUACAAAAUCGUGUAAAGCUGUUUAAUAUUCUAUGUGAUGAAUACAGACGAAGCAUGAUGGGAUAAGAUCUUUAUAAAACGUCUUGGAUAAAGGUUCAAAUCUUUGAUCAAACAUGAUCAUUUUUGAUGUUUGACAUAUUUUGGAAUAGUUUUUAGUCAGCUUUGUUGACAAUAUGUAAAAUAGACAUCAAACUGGUAAUCUUAAAAUCUUUUUUUAUUUCUAUAUGAUUAUUCAUUUACUGUAGAUAAUUUUGUAAUUCUCAGUUCAUAAUUUCCGUGUGUUUACCAUGGGUUGCAUUUUUUGAUAUUGAUAAAUAUCUUGUCCAGACAUUUGAAAAAUGUCCUAACUGAAUAUUCUUUUCACAAUCCGAAGAUGUUAGUUUUCUUAAGAAAUUUGUGUUGAUGCAUUCAAUUAAGGAGUAAAGUCAACAAGAAAAUCUA